Messenger RNA from Linum tenue, 405 nucleotides. Lineage: Eukaryota; Viridiplantae; Streptophyta; Magnoliopsida; Malpighiales; Linaceae. The record is from the annotation of a GenBank genome assembly.
AUGGACAGGCAGCAGAGAUAUGAACCCACUGCAACAAUCAUGCACUCUUCUUCCAUUGCCUUGCUCCAGGAAAGGUUCCGGCAGCUAGAGCGAGCCAGGGAGAUGAGGCAACAACGUGAGCUCUUCAGGUUCUUCGCUGAAGCAGAGCAGCAGGUGAAACCAGUAGCCACCGCCACGGUUGUUUACGAGCCACCGAACAACUUUUCUCACCCUGAGCUUCUCUUUCCAUCUAAGCAGCAGCUAUUGAUUUCAUCUCAGAAACCAAUGAAGGGACAAUGUCACUUUGAUCUUCAAGUCAGAGAGAUCCCAGAUUUGGCAAAUCUGCGCUCUGCAAAUCUCCUGAUGAUGCAAACUCAAUACAACUACUUUGAUGAAUCAGAAGUUGAUACCUCUCUUCAUCUCUGA